UGUAUUUCUGAAAAAAUUGCAGGGGAUCCGGACCCCAUCGGACACCCCCUCUGGCUACGGCCUUGCUUGGCGAAAGCAUCCUUGGAGAAAAGUUAAUAAUUAUGUAUCUUCUUUACUUUCAGAUCCUCAAACCGGAUAAAUUUCUUCAGAUUUUCUCAAGUAUCCAUGGUUCUUUGUGGAAUGUGGCCUCUUCAAUUAGAUAACCCAUAUUUACAACAUGCUUAUGAGGCUUACAGAUUACUAAUGAGAUUUGAGGUUAUUGGUUCACUCCUGCUAUGUGGACCUAUAACAGUGCCUUAUGCAUUUUUCAUUGACAAAUCUUUAUUCAGCGAAACGCUGAGCUAUGAAAUACAGUACAUCACUCUACUCUUGAAAGUUUGGGUUUUUGAAUCUGAAGCUGCCAGGAACUUGCUCACUGAAUCACUGAAUAUAGAGCAAAGGAUGGAAGCUUCUAGAGUUCCUGAAAAUUUGAAGAUCCUGAGGAAGAACAAGAGGAUCAAUUUCAAAUUGUCAAUCAUUUAUAGCUUGAUGAUUAGCAGUGCUUUCAUAAUGUUUUGCUAUGCCUUGCUUUUUCAGACGGAAACUAGUUGGAAGGAGGUUGAACGUAAUCUCAACGGAACCCAAAUUUUGAAAUCGGUCAAAAGACAGCCUAUUGUAUUUACUCUGCCUUAUAUGAGUGGAGCAUGGUUUUAUGCAGGGAUGGCUGCACAGACUUUGGGCGUCAUAUUCGUGAUACUUUAUUCUAUCGCCACACAAUCUAUCUUUUUCUCCUAUGUGACAUUCACUGUGGCACAAAUUCAGGCACUGAAGUAUUCUUUGAAGGAAUUCGAGAGUAAUGUGGAUUAUUCGAUUGAUCCGAAUAGAGAGCAUUGCAUAAUGCAAUCAUUGAAACGUAAUACAAUUACCCACCAAGAACUAAUCAAGUACGUCAAAUUUCUUGAUGGUUUCUUAAAAUAUCCCAUAUUGUUCGAUUUCGCUUUUUAUUCUUUGCAAAUUGGUGCAACAGUCAGCAAAAUAUUGUCAGAGAUAAAACAUUCUGAAUAUUCCGCUGUAUUGUUUCAUAUCAAUUAUCUUUGCUUCAAUUACUUAGGAUUGCACUUCAACUACACAAGUGCAUAUGAAAUAAUAUCCGAGAGUUCCAGUCUCUCGAUGGCCAUAUAUGAGAGUAAAUGGUAUAAACAAGAUGUCAACGUUCGGAAAAACUAUAUAAUGAUGAUGAGACAAAUGAGACAUCCUUUAUGUUUGCAUAUUGGACCUUUAUAUGCCAUGUCGAACGAAAUAUUAAUACUGAUCAUCAAGGCAGCUUAUUCUUAUGUCACUUUGCUGAGUAAAUCAUCAGAGUAGGAUUGAAUGGAAUAACAAAGAAUGUCAUUUGAAAAAUACACCGAGUACAUCUACCAGAGCAUAAAUACUAAUAGAUGCUUCUAUAAUCAUGUAAAAUUCACUCACUUUAUGCAAUCCUGAAAAUUUUCAGGAGAAUUUCCUUUCAACCGCACAGUGAGAAAGUAAAAAUACAAGUUAUAUAAAUCUCUCGACUCAAUCAAAUUCCGCCAAUUCUACAAUGAAUUUUAUCUUCAUUAUGGAUUCUUUGAACUUGAAAAUCUGAAGAGUGUUCCAAUUUCGAGUCCCUAUUGGAUGUUUCUGAAAAACUGGGCUUAAGUUUUGAGAACUGGGAUUAUGAUAUUCUUUACUGAGUUAUUUUUGUGCCCAAAGGACUUCAGAUUAUAAGGGUAGCUAAUGAAAAUAAUUUUUCCCAAAAAAAAUUUUAUUAAUUUUUCUAUCUGAUAUUUAUUUAUUGAUUUAUAUUGUUACAAACAGACGUAAUCUAAUUACAUGUAGCAGUGUGAAAGAAAUAUAACUAAAAAAUAUAUGAUAUGAUUGAGUAUUCAAUUCUGAAUGCUUUUUGUUGCAACUGUUGAAUAGCUCCGAAGAGUUUUCAAAAUAUUUUUGUACACAAACUUUAACUUCAAACUUCUCUAUCUCUUUUGCAGUUAGGCCAUUCCUAUUAGCCUUUCACCGCUUCAUUUCAGUGUUAUUCACCUCUGGCA
Messenger RNA from Harmonia axyridis, 2048 nucleotides. RefSeq lists its product as uncharacterized. NCBI's taxonomy places the organism in Eukaryota, Metazoa, Arthropoda, Insecta, Coleoptera, Coccinellidae. Gene Ontology annotation, cellular component: plasma membrane. The coding region runs from base 166 to 1344 and encodes 392 amino acids. Gene Ontology annotation, biological process: detection of chemical stimulus involved in sensory perception of smell; sensory perception of smell. The transcript is spliced from 5 exons. The record is from RefSeq and is a predicted model, not a curated record. Gene Ontology annotation, molecular function: olfactory receptor activity; odorant binding.